This is a messenger RNA of Sporothrix brasiliensis 5110, 906 nucleotides long. RefSeq lists its product as uncharacterized. Lineage: Eukaryota; Fungi; Ascomycota; Sordariomycetes; Ophiostomatales; Ophiostomataceae. The coding region runs from base 1 to 906 and encodes 301 amino acids. The record is from RefSeq and is a predicted model, not a curated record. The transcript has a single exon. Gene Ontology annotation, molecular function: oxidoreductase activity.
AUGGACCCCACACCACCUGAACCACCCUCGCGUUCGCUCAAGGGCCGUGUGGCCGUGGUGACGGGCGCGGGCUGCAUCGGCGACGGCAUCGGCAACGGCCGGGCGAUUUCGAUACUGCUGGCCGACGACGGCUGCGACGUGGUGUGCAUGGACAGGAACCUGGCGUGGGCGCAGACGACGGUCGACAAGGUGAAUGCCGGCCGCGCCGACGGCACGCCGCGACCAGGACGGGCCGUCGCCUGCCAGGGCAAUGUCACUCUGGAGGACGACUGCCGGGCGGCUGUGCAGCACGCCCUCGACACGUUUGGCCGCCUUGACAUUCUGGUCAACAACGUCGGUGUGGCCGGCGCGCCGGGCACGGCUGUGGACGUGGACCUCGAGCAGUGGGCGGCGACGCUCGACGUCAACGUGUCCAGCAUGGUGCGGAUGGCCAAGUAUGCGGUGCCAGCGAUGGUGCGCAAUGGCCGGGAGCAAGGGAACGGCGUGAUUGUCAACAUGGGCAGCGUGGCGGGCCUGCGAGGCGGAACGCCGCAUCUGCUGUACCCGACGAGCAAGGGCGCCGUGGUCAACAUGACGCGGGCCAUGGCGGCACACCACGCGGCGGCCGGCAUCCGUGUCAACUGCGUGUGCCCAGGGAUGCUAUACACGCCGAUGAUGUAUGCGGCGCCGGCCGAGGAUGCGUCCGAGUCGACAAAAGUCAUCAUGUCUGAAGAGGCGCGGUCGGCCCGCAAGGCGCGCAGUUUGCUGGGCACGGAGGGCACGGCAUGGGACUGUGCGUGCGCUGUAGUGUUCCUGUCGAGCGACCAUGCGCGGUGGAUCACGGGUGCCAUCAUUCCGGUCGAUGCGGGUGUCACGGCGGCUGUGGGCAUCGGCAUGCCCAAGAGCGCAAGUGUAAAUGGGAAAUAA